AUGCCCUCAAUGUUUACUCUACUCUAUAUUUUACUCAUCCUUUUCUCCGUCAGGACUACAAUACUCGAAGCAGCACAAGCAAACAAGUCGGAGAUUGAUCGCCAGGCCCUCCUCUGCUUCAAGUCCGGCAUCAGCUCUUAUCCCCUUGGUAUCCUAGACUCAUGGAGCAACAACUCACUUAACUUUUGCGGCUGGAAAGGGGUCACUUGCGGCACAAAGUUUCCACCCCGGGUGGUCUCUCUUAACUUCAACUAUGCUCGUCUCAGUGGGAAGUUAUCUGGAUGCCUGGGCAACUUGACAUUUCUAUCCAGGAUGAACCUUGCCUAUAAUAAUCUUUCGGGAACUAUCCCUGAAGACUUGGGUAUGCUUCCAAACCUCCAUACACUGAAUCUUGCCGGCAGCUAUCUUCAAGGUAACAUCCCCAUUUCCUUAGGCGCUAGCAAUUCACUUAGCUAUGUCAAUCUUGGAAACAACACUCUAACAGGCGGCAUCCCUCUCUCAUUGACCAAUUGCUCCUCACUCAACACACUUAUAUUGUCACGUAAUAACCUCUCUGGAGAGAUCCCUUCUACUUUGUUUGAUAACUUAUCUAAGCUUACUAAGGUUGAUCUCCAGAAGAAUUCUUUUACUGGUCUCAUCCCACGUUUCCAUAAGGUCACAGCACUCAAAUUUCUUUGCCUGACAGAGAACUUCCUCUCUGGAAACAUACCUCUUUCAAUAGGAAAUGUUUCUUCCCUCACUUCUAUAUUGCUCGGCCAAAAUAAGCUAUCAGGAUUAAUUCCAGAAACUAUAGGUCACACUACAAAACUGCUUGAGCUUGACCUAAGUUUCAACAGUUUAUCAGGUAAUGUCCCGGUUUCCCUGUAUAACAUGUCAUCACUCAAAAACUUUAGUGUUGGCAGCAAUGGCCUUGUUGGACAGUUACCAUCUUACAUUGGUCACUCACUACCAACCCUCCGGUCCCUAAUUAUGGGAAGCAACAGGCUGGAGGGCUUGAUCCCUACUUCACUAGCCAACAUGUCAAAUCUUCAAAUGCUUGAUCUUUCAGACAACUCGCUAAAUGGCCGUGUCCCAUCUCUUGGUUCUUUGGCAAACUUGAGUCAGUUAGUUUUGGGGAGCAACUUGCUAGAAGCACAUGACUGGUCAUUUCUUACAUCUCUAGCAAAUUGCACCCAGCUUACAAAGUUGUCCUUGGAAGGGAAUGGUUUGAAUGGCAGCUUACCUGCAGCAGUUGUUAAUCUUUCCACGAGGCUGCAAGAUUUGUCGCUUGGGUCAAACCAAAUUUCAGGCUCCAUACCUGUUGAAAUUAGCAAUCUUGUUAAUCUCACAUCUCUUAGGAUGGAAAGUAAUUUUCUUUCUGGAAGCAUACCUUCUACCAUUGGAAAGCUGCAAAACCUAUAUGUCCUAAAUCUAUCAAAGAACAAAUUAUCAGGUCAGAUCCCUCCCUCAGUCGGUGACAUUACUCAACUGGGCAAGCUUUAUCUUGAUGAUAACAACUUGAGUGGAAACAUACCUGAUAGUUUAGGUCAGUGCAAGGGACUUCUUGAACUAAACUUGUCUACUAACAGCCUUGAUGGGUCAAUACCAGUCAAACUUUUUGAUCGCCCUCCACUUUCCUUGGGUGUGGACUUUUCGUACAACAAGCUCAUAGGAGAAAUACCAUCAGAAGUUGGUAAUUUGGCAAAUCUUGCUCUUUUGAAUGUUUCCAACAAUAUGUUGUUUGGAACGAUUCCUGAAGCUCUUGGAAGCUGUCUUACUUUAUUGUUCUUGCGCAUGGAGAAAAACAUGCUUGAAGGGCAAAUUCCUCAAAGUUUCAGGAAGUUGCGGUCCAUCCAGCAGAUUAAUCUAGCUCGAAAUAAUUUAUCUGGUUCAGUGCCAUACUUCUUUGGCGACUUCACUUUGUUGGACAAGCUGGAUCUAUCAUACAACAACUUUGAAGGGCAAAUUCCCUCUGGUGGAUGCUUUAGGAACUCGAGUAUGGUAGUUUUGGAUGGCAAUAAGAUGUUGUGUGCAAGAGUCUCCAUGCUAGGGCUUCGAAUUUGUGAUGACACCCAGACAAAGAACCAUGUGCCUUUGCUAAGAAUAGUAAUGAUAAUUACACCGCUAAUUGCUGGUGUGUUACUGUUAUGUUUGGUUGUCACUGUUUGGAAAAGAAGGGCGCAACUUACAUUUCCAAGGUGUAAUAAGAUUCCCGGUGUGUUAUGUUUAGUUGCCAACCGGAAGAAAAGAGAAGCAGUUGCCAACCAGAAGAUAAGAGAAGUGGUUGCAUGUUCUAACCACAAGGAGACUCUGAAGAAGAUAUCAUAUGGUGACAUUCUGAAAGCUACCAACUGGUUUUGUUCGGUCCAUACUAUCAGCUCAACCUGUACCGGAUCAGUUUAUGUCGGUAGGUUCAAGUCUGACAGGAGCCUAGUUGCUAUCAAAGUAUUCAACCUGAAUGAGCCUGGUGGAUAUGGUAGUUACUUUACCGAGUGUGAGGUGCUACGAAGCACCCGCCACCGGAAUAUAAUGCGGCCUAUGACCCUAUGCUCGACACUUGAUUCAAAAAACCAUGAGUUCAAAGCACUGGUCUUCAAGUUCAUGGUUAAUGGCAGCCUUGACAGAUGGUUGCACUCUGAGCAGCACAAUGUAAUCCCAGACAGAGUGCUAAGCUUUGGCCAGAGGAUAUGCAUAGCAACAGAUGUCGCUUCUGCUCUGGAUUAUGUUCACAACCAACUGACGCCUCCUUUGAUCCACUGUGAUUUGAAGCCACACAAUGUCCUUUUGGACGAUAACAUGACGGCACGGCUCAGUGACUUUGGCUCAGCAAAGUUUCUAUUACCAGGCCAGGUUAUUCGUAAAAGCCUGGUUGAUGUCGGAGGGACUAUUGGGUACAUAGCACCUGAGUACGGGCUGGGCUGCAAGAUCUCUGUAGGAGCUGACGUGUAUAGUUUUGGAGUGCUUCUGCUAGAGUUGCUUACCGGAAAACGACCAACCGAUGAUAUGUUCAUCGAUGGGCUCACCCUUCCCAUUUUCUCUGAAUCCAUGUUCCCUGGCCUAGUUGCGGAGAUGCUAGAUCCUCAUAUGGCGCAUGAGGAGCAUCAAGGGUGCGUAGAAGCAUGGAUGCAGAGAUAUAUUGUCCCGUUGGUUGCUCUGGGGCUGUCAUGUACUGUGGAAUCUCCAAAGGACAGACCUGGAAUGAAAGAUGUUUGUGCAAAACUUUCUUCUCUCAGAGACGACUUUCUGGAACGCCAUCAUGACGAUUGA
Messenger RNA from Triticum turgidum subsp. durum (durum wheat), 3246 nucleotides. NCBI's taxonomy places the organism in Eukaryota, Viridiplantae, Streptophyta, Magnoliopsida, Poales, Poaceae. The record is from the annotation of a GenBank genome assembly.